Trypanosoma brucei brucei TREU927 is the source of this 513-nucleotide messenger RNA. RefSeq names its product RNA-binding protein, putative. Gene Ontology annotation, molecular function: RNA binding. NCBI's taxonomy places the organism in Eukaryota, Euglenozoa, Kinetoplastea, Trypanosomatida, Trypanosomatidae. Bases 1 to 513 code for a protein of 170 amino acids. The record is from RefSeq and is a predicted model, not a curated record. Gene Ontology annotation, biological process: mRNA splicing, via spliceosome. The transcript has a single exon. Gene Ontology annotation, cellular component: precatalytic spliceosome; U2 snRNP; catalytic step 2 spliceosome.
AUGCAACGAUACAAGGAGGGCAGAUCCGGCGCUUACACCGAAACUUAUCAUAAGCUGCUGGGAAAGUCUCCAUGGAUUGUCAUCCGCAACAUUGAGCACCCUGGUGGCCCAAACAAAAGGAAUAGGGAGAAGGUCGCUGCUGGCGGUAACGAUCUUAACGCUAAUGACGAUGAGUGUUGCUCCACAUCACUCUCCGAGGGGGAUAUAGCAACUGUUUUCUCGCAGUUUGGUGAGGUGAUUGAUGUGAGGCUUGUGCGUCACCAGCGCACAGGCCGGUUCCUUGGCACUGCCUUUGUUAAGUUUGAAGACUACCGAAGUGCCAUUUUAGCUGCGGAUGAGAUGAACUCCAACCAUGAAAAGGGUAAGGAAGUUUCACUAACCACAACCGGGAGGGCACCAUCGCAGCGGGGGAUUGAGGUGGCCCGAUGCGAGGAAGUUGAAGUUUGUGCGCUUCCUAGUGGCGCCGAGUCGUAUGCGGAGUGGUUGAGUCGGGUUGUGUUGGAAGCGAGGUGA